ACACACACUGGACUGGAGUCUAUUGGCUCUCCUCAGUGGAAACUAUUCCUCUAACUACAUGAAGCACACUUUCCCGAGUGAACGUUGGAUGACGCAGCCGAAACUCAGAAAGUGAUUUCAGUUAUAUACCCAAUUUGAAAAACGCAAUUUCAAGACACAGUGUGCUUUCAGCGUGCUGGAGAUGAGAUUAUGAGCGGCUGAUUAAGUUAAAUGUCAGAUAAGGCUGUUCAAGAUAGCUAGGAUCAAAGUCUGCAGGUAUAACUGAGGACUGUCACCUCAGUGCCUCCACACAAGCAGCAAGAUAAAGGAGUUUGCAUACCACUGCAUCAGUCUUUGCAUAUCCUGUCUGACUCUGCCUGUCUCUCUGUUGCUGGCUGCUUUCACCCAUGAAGAGGGUUAACUAACUCUAAAGGAAGCAGACCUAUAUUACAACAACCCCACGCUUGAGUCAGCUGCGCCGUCUCCACAUGUGGAUUACUGGCAGAAAGAGAGGGACAAGCUGUCAGUGAGAGCUCCUGCAGUGGUCUGACUGAAACUUCGUCGUAUUAAUUUGAAGCUUGUGUUAAUGACAGAGCGGAAUCGGUUCCUCUUUACUGACUCUCCAGCUGCCUGCUCGCGGUGUUCGGCUCUUGCUUCUCUGUACAUGGCGACAUUGCUGUCCUUUUUGUUGUGUGUCAGUGUGUGAUUCAACUCGGUGCCAAUGAGCGCAAGUCACAGCUUGUGUGAAGUUCAUUAUAAGCAACAGGAGCAGCAGCAGCAGAGGAGGAAGAAGAAAGCCUUAUAAGGAGCACAAGCAGCGGACAAAGUUGGAUUAUUGUCAGGCGGAGGGCUUCUUCAGUUUUCCUCUUUGUUAGGUUUUAUUUUAACCGCUGGAAGUUAUGACUUCGGUGUGGAAAAGACUGCAGCGAGUUGGUAAAAAGGCUUCAAAGUUUCAGUUCAUCGCUUCUUACCAGGAACUGGUUUUGGAGUGUACUAAGAAAUGGCAACCAGACAAGCUGAGGGUGGUGUGGACCAGGAGGAACAGACGAAUGUGUUCCAAGCUCCACAGUUGGCAACCUGGAAUCAAGAACCCCUACAGAGGCAUGGUAGUGUGGCCUGUCCCGGAAAACAUCGACAUCUCUGUUACUCUCUUCAAGGAUGCCAAUGCUGAUGAAUUUGAAGACAAAGAAUGGACCUUUGUCAUUGAGGGUGAAAAUAAGGGUCACCGUAAGGUGCUGGCAUCCGCUGACAUCAACCUGAAGCGGUUUGCUAGCCCCACGCUAACCCAGACUGACCUGACGCUGAAGCUGAAGCCACUGUCUGUCAAAGUGGUGGAGGCCACGCUCAAGCUGUCCCUCUCAUGUGUCUUUAUUCGAGAGGGAAAAGCCACUGAUGAAGACAUGCAAAGUCUUGCCAGCUUGAUGAGCGUCAAACCCACAGAUAUCGGCAACCUGGACGACUUCAAUGAAAGCGAUGAAGAAGAGGAUAAGAAGUCUGUGACUGCCACAGUUGUCCCACACACUCUUACCCGUCCAAAUCGCCCUGCUCCCCCUCCACCUGACAAGCGACACUCCACGGCAUCCACUUUGCCAUCCUCAGCCAGUGGAAGUGAUGGUGGUCCUUCCAGUCUAGCUGUGCACUCCCGGCCUCCUUUACCAAUUGCCCCCCGCCCUUCUCCACGCCGCUCGCGACAUCCCUUGUCCACUACUCCUGUCCAGUCAGAGAUCCAGCCAUCCCCUGGCCCCUCCCCUCAGCCGUCACCCAGGUCCAAGCAUAAGAAAUCUGCCAAUCCUGUUCUUCCUGAAGCUUCUUCUCUGACUGACUCAGCUCCAAGCUCCCAGAUCACAGCAGAUGCUCCUUCAAUCCAGAGUAUGCCUCCUGUCUUUCCUCUGCCUGACGUGCCCACCCACACUCCAUCUCCUAAAUCCUCUGAAUCUGUGUCUCCUUUACCUCCUGCCUCACUGGUGUCAGUUCCUGUGAAUUCUUCAUCCAGUUGCAGUGAAGGUGCUGCAGACUCAAGCACACCCUCUUCUCUGUCCUCAAAGCCUGCCUGUGCACCUCCCAUGAGCAUUUCUUCUGUACCUCCCAAACUUCCCUCCACUUCACCGUCAUCACCUGAGCCCAUUGUAACAUCAUCUUCCAUCACUUUACAGAAGACUUCACUAACCGUAUCUACUUCUCUCCCGCAUAAACCCAAAUCCACUGGCUCCCAGCCCCUUUCUAUCAAAUCUUCCUUCCCAACAAAAUCUACCCCGUCCUCUGAACUGCCAUCAUCUCACCCUCCACUCACCUGGACCAUCUCUCAGCCUCCCUCUCUGCCAAAAAUCUUCCAGUCAGGCUCUGCAAAAGCUCCUGUUUCAUACCAGCGGCGCCCCCCAGAGGUUCAAACUGCAGAUGAUUCUGCUUCAGCCUCUGGACAUUCUCACAUUUUCAGACCUCAAAUUGUUAAGUCAGUCGCCCGCCCAACUUCUCCCUCUCCUUUUUCUUCUGAUGCCCCUCUUCUUUCAUCCGUACCCCCUCUUCCAAAAUCUCCCACCUCUAGCUCAGAGUCAGGUGCUCACGGAGCAAAGUUGAAAUCUGACUCUGUUAGAGCUGAUGGGGACAUCGCCCCCGUUCCUCUGUUAACUAGUACUGAUCUUGAUGCCCUCUGUGACCCAGUGGCUCCAGUCUGUCCUGCUUCUAUCCUCUGCACUUCACCCGCUCAAUCCUCUUCUCUACCAAAGCCUGCCUUUCUCUCCUCACCUCUCACUGUAACUCGUCCUUCUGCUCCUCCAGCACAUACCAGCUCCAGUCGGUCAGGCUUAACAUUCCCCCUCGCUCAGGUGGAUGAGGAAACGACCUCAGCAGUGAAAAAAGCAGCCGCAAGCCCUCUGCACCAAUCCAAGGAUUCCCCCAAAAACAAAGGGACAGCUUUACACAGCAAGAUGUCCACUCAGCCAGUCAGAGCAGCCCAGGAUUCAAAGGUGACCAUCGCAGAAAACAAAGUCGGACCAUUGCGGAUCAGCUCACAUGGAGAGGAUGCUGCUGAGGUGCACACGCCUGUUAGGCAAGAGAGCCAACCAGUUAAAGCAAAAGAUGGAGAUGAACAUCAUAUUGCCGCACCAUCUGCUCAGCCCAGCGCACCGGCAGUUAAAAAGGAGCCUAAAGAGCCAGAGGGACCCAGGGUGGAAUCAGCACCCUCAGUCGAGGUUCCCCCCCAAGAAGCUGGAGAGCGCGUGACUAUGGCGUUGGAGCCACUUCAGCCCUCAAAACCAAAACCAGAACCAGAACUGCGGCCGGAACAAGUUCUUCAUCCAUCAGGAAAACCACAACAGGAGGGAGCAGAUGAGGAGAAACCAGCCGAUGCCGUGCCUGGCGGUCACGAGCAUUUCAUCAACAAUAAGGACCCAGUGUGCGAGGCAGAAAAACAGCUGUGGGCAGCUGUGGAGGAGACCACCACCGAGAUAGGAGUGGAAAAAGGGAUGGAAAGUAGUGAAAGCAAGGAAGCGAAGGAGGAGAAGCUGAAAGAGGAGGAAGGUGUAAUAGGGGGUGCUGAGAAAUGUGCGCACACAGAGGAAGAUGUCUGUGUUGCAGAGCAGCAGAGGGAGGCGCCUGCUGGUUUCAUGUCAGCAGUAGUUGGGGUGUUAUACAGAGGCUACGAGACAGUGGCCUCCAUCCUGAACACAUCAGGAUCGACUCUUGCAGGUCAACCGCAACCCUCUAUCAAACAGCCAUGCCACCUUAUAAAUAAUGAACUCCAGCCAUGUUUACAUGAAGUAGAUCCGGAGAUCUUGUGUUCCUCUGAGGCGGAUAAUGAUCCACCGAUUCCCAUUGAUGUGGACAUUUUGCCACCCACAGACUUCUCUGACACAGCAGAGAGUCAGGCGACUGCAGAAGAAAAAGUUUCUGAGACUCAGAAAAAAGAGUGCUCAUCUUUAAACGAGGCACACAAUCUGGUGGCAAUUCUGAGAAGAGCUGCUAGUGAACAGGAGAACGAAAGAGAAGGGAACAGGGAGAGAGAGGAGAGAGAAAAGGUGGAAAACAUCAAGAGGGCAGAGAAGGAAGAGAGAGACAGGAAGGAGCUGGAAGAGGAAGCAACGAAAGAGAAACACAGGUUGGAGAGGGAAAAAGAAGAGGCAAGAAAGAGGUUGGGAAAAGGGAGAAAGGAGAUGAGGAUGAGUGAGAGAGAAGGGAUGAAAGAGGGAAAGGAAGAAAGGAAUGGAGUGGAAGAAACAAGGGAAGGGAACGAGCAUAAAGAGAAAAGGGAGACAGAGCCCGAAACAAAGCAACAGAGAAAGGAUGUCAAUGAGGAAGUAAAGAAAAAAGAGAAGAAAGGAAAAGGAAAGGAGGACAACCAUGGAGAAACCCCACAGUGGAGGACAGAAGCCCUUCCUGUUCUUGCUUUAGAAAAAGUCAACCAGAAAGUGGAUAGCAGCCAACAAAACAACUGUCCGCCACUGAGGGAGGUAGAAUUAGAGGAUAUUGCAUAUGAUGAGAGGUCACAAGGUAAUAAUGAGGAAUCAGGAUUCAGUUCUGAUCCUAAACUAGCAAACACUGUAAUAUCUAAUGCUGAAGUAUUGACCAGACUGGCUGAUUCUGCCCCUGCAGCCAAAAUUAAAACCAACAAAGCUGAGGACUAUGUUUGUAUUGUUAAGAAAACCAUGGAUGAUCCUGGCUUCAAAUCACUUAAAAAAGGCAAAUCCUAUCUUAAACAUGGAGCCAUCCCAGAGUGGCUGAGAGAGGAUGAUGUUGAGGAAAUAUCAUAUGAGAGGGGACAGGAAGAUCUUGGAUCCAUCUGGCUGGCUGAGCUGUACAUGGAAGGGGAAGCAGGACCAGGCCACCCUUCCCCAGCUGUAAACCAGAAGUCCUCUUCAAUUGUUUUCAGCCAACAAACACUUUACCAGAACCCUGCUCCCAGUCAGCCAAAUAAACCAGAAGUUCUUGAGUCAUUAACCAGUCUAACAGACAGUCCACAUCCUAACCCGCCGUCUGUGUCUCAGCAGGGGAUAUCAGUCAAUCAGACAGUGAGGAAUACCCCCGUUCCCCAACUUAAUGAAUCUCAGAAACAGCUGCUAAAAGGACAGAGAAAUGCUGUUGCUACAAAUAUUAGCCAUAGCCUUGAGGUAGCAGCUGAUGAGGAGGGAGAACUUGUUCAGUCGUCAGUGGUUCCUUGGCCUCUCCCUCCAAGCACUUCCAACAUACAUUCUGAUACAAAACAUACUAGGACAUACACAGACAUGAGCAUCACUAAAGUAGAUAGUGAAAUAAAUCCAGUCACACAAUCACACACAAGUCUUGAAAUGAAGGUUAAGGAAGGUGUGAACAACUCCAAGACUUUCAGUUUAAACAAGAGUGACAGUGACAGCCAAAAGAGUGACAGUGCGCAAAUGAACAACCUUUGCAUGAGUCACUCCAAAGACCAACAACUCCAAGAAGAGGAAAAGUUCCUAUUGGCUAAAAUUCGCCUGAUGUCAGGUGACUCAUCCCCAGUGUCCAGCAUUCACAAUAUGAAACGACUCAUCCCAGCACCGGGGGAUAUUGACUGUGACACUGAGCUGCCAAAAAAACAACUGGACAUCGCCACAGAUCUCACUGUUGUCAAUCAACACUUAGUUUUUCCCAGCUUUGAUGCCCUGCAGGAAAUAUCACUAACCGAAACAGAAGAGCCACAGGCAGAGGAAAAUGCGCCAAAACACCAGCUGGCUGACCUCCCUGAUGACGUAGUUAAGAAACCACCAUUCCAGCUAGAAGACUCGCCCAGCACAGUCCAUCACUGUGAGAUCACAUCAUCUCGUCUUCCUACUUUACCAGAAGAAGAGACCUCUGACCCCAGGACCCCGGAUCCUGUUACAGUGGUCCGGGAGGAGGCUGAUGGGAAGGACGACACAGCUGAGGAUCUGGUGAACUCCAGCCAAUCGCUGCUCGAGUGGUGUCAGAGCAUCACUAGUGGGUACCAGGGGGUAAAGGUCACAAACUUCAGCACUUCCUGGAGAAAUGGGCUGGCCUUCUGUGCCAUCCUACACCACUUCCAUCCAGACAAAAUAGAUUUUGACCAGUUGGACCCUCAUGAUAUCAAACUCAACAAUAAAAAGGCGUUUGAUGGCUUCGAGGCGCUGGGAAUCUCUCGCCUGCUGGAGCCGUCAGACAUGGUCCUUCUGUCUGUGCCUGACAGGCUCAUAGUCAUGACCUACCUCAGCCAGAUCCGCUCACACUUCACUAACCAGGAGCUGAGCGUGCUGCAGAUAGAGCACAACAGCAGUAAGUCCAGUUACGGCGUCACUCUCACCGGCCCGACUCCCACGAAUGUGGACGCUGCUGCUUUCUGCAUGGCCAGACUAAAUGAAGGAGUGAGUCUAGAAGAGGGAGGAAGCAGCACGCUGGUGGUCCCGCCGCCAAGAGCUAAACGACAGCUUAAAGUGGAGGAGUCCAUAACUCCAGUCCCACCCCCACGGUCUCUUACAAAGGUAGUCAAGCCUGGGCCGGCUCAGGAUGAAAAUACAAUGUCUAACUCUGCAACAGAAAACACGAGUAAUACAGAUUUUCAGUGUGCAGAUGAGCCCCAGCCUCCAAAACAAGACGAGGAAACAAUGUCUCUGCAGGACACCAGCCAGUAUGUGUUGAGUGAGCUGGCAGCAUUGGAGACAGAACAGAAGCACAUCGACAGCAGAGCUGCAGUGGUGGAGAGACGACUGCGAAGUCUCAUGGAAACAGGAAGUGACCGUGAUGAAGAGGAGAGACUGAUCCAGGAGUGGUUCACUCUGGUAAACAAGAAGAACGCUCUGAUCCGCAGACAAGACAACCUGGAACUGUUACAAGAGGAGCAGGAUCUGGAGAGGAGAUUUGACCUUCUGACCAGAGAACUGCGCGUAAUCAUGGCUAUUGAAGACUGGCAGAAGUCACCCGCUCAGCAGCAGAGGGAGCAGCUGCUCCUCCAGGAGCUGGUGUCUUUGGUCAACCAAAGGGACGAGAUCAUCAGGGAUAUCGACACCAAGGAGAGACGGGCCAUGGAGGAGGAUGAGCGUCUGGAGCGUGGUCUCGAAAUGAGGAGGAGAAAAUACAGCAACAAAGAAAAAUGUGUGUUACAGUGAGACGAGUGAGGACAAGCACAAACAGCUUUUAGUACGGAUACUACAAAGUCCCAAAAGAGUACUUUUUUUAAAUAAUAGAAAGUUGUUGUUUUUUUUAAGGAUGCUGGGGCUCUGUAUUUUCUUGUAUUUAAAGUGCCUUGAGGACUGCUCUGAGUUUGACACUGCAAAAAAUAUGUCAUUUUCUCUGAUAAAAAAAAAGAAAUUCAAAUGUUCAUUAUUUUAAGUGUGUCUUAAUAUAUAAGUAUUGAUUGAUACUUUUCAUCUAUUUUUAUUUAUUUAAAUUAUGUAUCUGACUGUUUUACAUCUAUUGCACAUUUGCUUUUUGUGUGUUUCUGUUUCUAAUCUGUGACUUUCAGUAUUCAAACACUGGCUUAUCCUCCAUUGUGAAAAACGAGGCCAAAAAUAUUUGCAGCUUUGAGGGGAAGUUUAGUUUACAGUUGUUUGUAAUCUGCAGGUUUCUAGUAAUGUCACCCUACUUGUCACUUCCCCGAGGAAAAAGUCCAUAAACACGCCCGAGCAUUUUGGAUAUCAAAAUAGUAUGUGGUAAGUCAUGAGCUGGACUCGAAUGCCUCAUGUUGUUAGCGGAGGAUAUGUGUUUUCAGAUUCAGGAUGACCCCCUGCAGCCUCAUGGAGCUCAAAGAUGUUUCCAGCCUAAAGUUACACCUUGGUAACUUGCAGUCUUUGUGGAUGUGAUUGCUCACGUCUGCAAUAUUCACAGAAAUCAAAGUGCUUUCCAUUUCUGUGUCGACUACUGCAUGCAUGCUUAUGGAGGUGUGCUAAUAAAGUGGCACUGUGCUCCACAGCGCCACUAUGUAUUCAUACUGUAGCUGCGUAUAAUGAAUCGAGGAUGUUUGUGAUGAUGAAAAUAAAAACAUAUCGGCUGGUUGC
Molecule: messenger RNA, 7934 nt
Organism: Neolamprologus brichardi
Lineage: Eukaryota; Metazoa; Chordata; Actinopteri; Cichliformes; Cichlidae
Source: RefSeq, a predicted model, not a curated record